This is a messenger RNA of Schistocerca gregaria, 22241 nucleotides long. RefSeq names its product arylalkylamine N-acetyltransferase 1 (gene AANATL7). The record is from RefSeq and is a predicted model, not a curated record. The transcript has 5 exons. Lineage: Eukaryota; Metazoa; Arthropoda; Insecta; Orthoptera; Acrididae. Gene Ontology annotation, molecular function: N-acetyltransferase activity. The coding region runs from base 306 to 971 and encodes 221 amino acids.
CGGGCUGCCUGCGCCGCGGUGGCAGCGGCCAGUGCCCGCCUGGCUGUGGCUACGACGACCCAGCCCUCGACGCGCUGCAGCUCGGCUCCGCCUGCCUUUCCGGUGCCCGCCGCGCCCCUGCAGGUUAAAGCGUUUAUCUCCGCCGAGCGCCUACACUCUUCGGCUACCUGCACAACAGAUUCGUCGGGCGGGUCCCGUACGGAGUAGGGGCCAGCCUUUCGGCCGUCCAGGUCACAUCGGCAGCCGGCAGGAGGCGUCAGAUACGCCGCGGGAGAGAGCGACGUACACAUAGGAAAGCACCGACGAUGGCCAGCUUUCCAGGGAUCGACUUCUCGCCGAUCCCAGAGGCUCGGUACGACGACGUCAUCAAGCACCUGCGGGACAACUUCUUCGCCGACGAGCCCCUCAACUGCUCGGUGCGGCUCUGCCAGCCUGGAGAACCACACGCCGAGCUGGAAGAGCAUGCACUCAGUACGCUGAGGGACAGGCUGUCUUGGAUGGCCAUGGACACAGACACCGGGCAGGUGGUGGGGGUGGCGCUGAACGGCGUGUCGCGGCGUGGCGACCUGGCCGAGGCGCAGGAGCGGCUGGCCGCCGUCUCGGACGACAAGUUCCGCACCAUCUUCGGACUUCUGUACGGCGUCAACCGCCGGCUGGACCUGUUCGCAGCGCACGGCGUCGACCAGAUCUUCGAGUGCCGCAUCCUGUCCGUGGACUCGCGGUACCGAGGUCGCGGUCUAGCCAGGCGCCUGCUCCAGCUGAGCGAGGGCACAGCCAGGGAGAGAGGCUUCAAGCUGCUGAAGGAGGACGCCACAGGCCUCUUCUCGCAGCGGGUGGCAGAGUCCCUGGGUCUGCAGACGGCGUGCCAGGUUCGCUACUGCGACUACACCGCCGAGGACACUGGUGAGGUCGUUUUCCACACGCCGCAGCCGCACGACUGCCUCAAGAUCAUGGUAAAGGUGCUCGACUAAGUUUCACAGGGUGGUUGUACCAACACUGCUUUCGCUAACUAAAGUGCCACGAUCCCCAAUCACCUUUUCGGACAAACAGAUUCCUCCCGAACCCUUUACCAGUACCAACACCUUUUGACCACAUCGAUACGUCCGAGAAGGUCAGCGAGAGAUGUUCGAUGCUGUUUGUCAAAUCAUCUCUGGACCAGCAUAUUGGAGGUCAGCAGCUAUUCAACUGGUAGCAUUAUUGCUGAAGCUGACCAUAAAACGAGCUUUCUCAACAGCCACUGCUCGAGAUAAGUGUGUUGAGCCUCACAGUGUAGCUGAAUCCUAAUGGUGCCACACUGGUAAGAGGCAAUCAAACACGUAGCCAUCUCUGCUGCUGUACUGUCGCGUGGGACCAUCUCUAGCUUUGAGUUCACCUGCUAAUCUUUCCUUCUGGUAUGCCAUUACGAUUCUCUCAGAGGUGAAAAGUGACGAUCCUCAGCUUCAGAGACCAAACACUGUUUAGUUGACCAUCACCCAAACUCUCUAAAACAAUGCAGAUAUUGACAGGAAUACUAUACAGAACAUCACUGUUCCAGCCCUGACCUUAUACAUCUCACAAAUAUUAAUCAACCUAUGAAGAAUCAGUCAGCUAAAUACUUUCCUUCUUUCAGCAUGAGAGUGUCCAGUUAACAUCUCUUUUCAAAGAAAUGACAGUAAUCGUUGAACUGUCUCUUAUAACAUACCAACCAAGAUACAUGUUUCCAGUCCAUUAGUGUCUGAAUAAAGUGGAGCUUUUUCUCUUGGUGGCCUCCAAGACAUCUAUUCCUUGAUCGUCCCUUGAAUCACGAAAAUUCCCAUUCCCUUUCGUCUCCAAUCCAGGUUUUAGCAAACGUCCCUUAACUGCAACUUUGAUGAGCAAGUCAACACUGACAUAGCAACAGCUCACAAUAACAUACAUUUGCAAUACAUUUUGUUUCCAUUCACACAAAGUAAACAUCCAAAAUUAAAGCGAAAUUCAUGUAUAACCAUUGUAGCGCAAUAUAAAACACGUAGAUAUGAUGCUAGAGGACACUCACUGCACACAAUGAUCAAGUGAGUGAUCACGCACAGCCGAGACCUUCUUUCCAUCCUCGCCAAUCUAAACUCCAAGGAUCACUGGAACAGCCCUCUGAGCAGGCACCAAACCUUCAUUUUCUCUCUAGAGCUCCUCUUUCUCGCUCAAAUUAAUAUUUUGGACAACGAACGAGUUUAACCUGCAAGCUGAAGAAACAACUAAAACGCUGUACUGACUUCAUACAUCCCGCAAUCCCAAAAUUAGCUGUAUGCGAGGUUUCGGUUGUUUGUUCCAUCGCUUUCCUUGUCAUACUUCUGUCAAAGGUGGCCAGGCCCUCGCGAACUCCUUCAGAUCUUGAGACUAAUUUAUCUCAAUAUGGAUCGUCAAAAGUCUGAUUGGCAUCCCCCUCCCAACAAAGCGCUUGAGCUCUACUUUUCGAUCAGCUUCCAGUCCAGGGCUCUCUGGUACCUGGGAGUAAAAUCACUGCAAUGAAGACGGUCGUCGCCAGUGUUUUGGAGCUGACUGGUGGAGCUGUACCCAUACUGGGUUGAGCCCCAGCCAGUACCGUCGUCUGUCGCCUGUAACCAAAGCGUUGACCGGUGCAACGUCGGGCCACAGCCUUCGGGAUCAGGGACGAAUGCCAUCAGAACCAUCAGCUAAGUCACCGCCAGCUGGUGAGACACUCACAAAACAUCCUCCGUCCUAGACAUGGCUCGCCUGAUGUCGAUGCAAACACUGGUGACCCGGGCAAAUGUCCUGUGCAUCCCCUCUGCUGCUUUCCUCUAGUCUCCCACGACACUGUCCCACCUCAAAGCUAGCCAUUAGUGAAUACGCUCCACACUAGAGCCGUUACGUUCGGAACUUUAUUCGAACUGGAAAACCUAUUGGAAACACAAGUUUCAGGGUGCCAAAUUUGUGUAGCUGGAAACUCCUCAGAAAGCAAUGACGCCAUUUUCAUGGGAGACAAUACAAUCCAGACAUUUCAAAAUUCAGUCAGCUUGCGACGAACAUUUACUUAUGUUACAGGUCUUGAAUUAAACUCCUUAUUUCUUUCCACAGGACAUUAUUUCACUGAGCUUAACCUCUGAAUGGACUGAAGGAACUGAGCGGUGCAUCACGUUUCACCUGUCACAUCAAUUUAAGUCAUCAUAGCUUAAUAAAAAAAAAUCACUGCCAUCACACAAAAUGUGUACAGACUGUCAUCACAGACUGAAUAAACAAUAUUUGUGGAGUACUUAUUGAGGAGCUCCAGAGAGAGUCCACGAAAUUAAGAGAGGGGUCCCAGUAAUGUAGACAAAAUGCAGUAUAUUACUCACGUGUCCUUAACUGUGGUGAACCGGAUACCUGAUAAUUACCUUUCAUCUUUCCUGUUGAGUCCACUCUUCACCUCCUGAACCUGCGCCAUUCUCGGUUGAAUUUCCUCCCCUCCCUCCCUACCACCACCAACCGCCAUCAGCACCUAGUCCACCACCUGCUGUGACUGUGGCCAUACUACCGAGAACAGGUCAUUGCGAAGUAAAUGCGUGGUGCAAUAUUUUGUAAAUUAGCUAGAAUAUCUCUUAUUUUAUUACAUCAGCAGACUUUGAACAAGUGAAAUAAUGUAACCACAUAUAUAAAGAAAAAGAUAACUGUUUAUUAUUUUUGACUUCGGUUGAAAUGCGCUUUCAGAUAUUAAUCGUAUGUUAUCAGAAGAGUACAGAGUACUCUUCUAUUGCUUCUAAAACUUAUCACUUCUGUGAGGUUACGAGUCUACAAGUGAGCAGUUUACUAUCGGACCUACAGACAUUUUGAUCGAAAAUAUUUCCCAUUAUGUCAUUAAUGGAUACGUCGAUGUGAUGAAAGUUUGUCCCGCCUCUACAACAAUCCCACCACAACCUCCUGCAAGCAGACUAGACACUAUGAUGUUCUGCCCCCUAACAUUAGAGUACACACUUAAACAAGUCAACAAUCCUACAGUUCUCUGCGUGUCUGUCAAAUGUAUGUGAUGUGCAAAUAAUAACGAUAGUAUUAAUAAUUAUGGUGAUAAUAAUAAAAUAAGUGUUCUUAAGAUGGACAGGAAAAUUCUAUUAGUAGCUGUGCUGCAGAGUUUGUAUGAAUAAUUUUAAACACUGUGCUGCAACAUACUGUAAAUUUGUACAUAGUAGAUGUAAAUGUAACAUGCAUUAUAUAGCCAUUAAGAGUAGUUGUAACUAAAGUAGUCCUGGGUCAGUAGGUUAGGUACUGUCCGCAAUGGGACAUUCAAUGUCUGUAGUCGUUAGGAAACACCUCUUCACCAGAACUGUACAAUAGCUGUGGCGGAGACUGUGGAACUCUGGUAGGUGGACCAGCCCUAAUUACUUCCAGUACAGAUUAAUUAAAAUAGCUUUCUCAGUGUUGAUGAUGGGCAUGGACAACUUCAAGAACAGAAGAAGAUGGAGGGUGUUGCAGAGCUGGCAACAGUGCUUGCUGUAUCGACAAGCGCUGUUGCCAGUUGUUGUGCAAUACUUCCGUUGUUUCAGUAUUUCUCAAGGUUCCACUGGCCUCCGAUGAAGUGGUAACAUUACAAGCAUGAGUGACAAAUGGUUCAUUCUCCACCCAUCCUGCUCGAGUAUCUACUGCAUCUUUGAUUCAGUAUUUAUUUAUUUAACUUGACUGUAGUAUUUAAAGACUUUCGCCAGUUUUAGUAUUCUUUCACUUCCGUUCCUCUCCGAGUGCCAGAAAGGCAUAUAAAAACUUUUUGGUGAAGUUUACGUCCUUGUUCACUAUUUUUUCCGUUUUCCUUUCUUCAAGACCUACAACUCUGUCUGUCAUACUUCCCCCACUACUUCUGUGGACAUUCCUCAGCCCCCGCCACCUAGAACAUUGUACAGUUCUGAGGCAGGAAGAAUUAUUGUGCAAGCAAAUUAACAAUUCAACCUGGAGACUGAAACUUUCUUCUGGGUAGUAUUGACAAGAUAGGGACCACCCAAUGAAUAGUACUUUCACUGUAAUCAUUACACGAUAUGGUACUAUUUGACAAAAUUGCCCUUCUGCACACUAUCAUACUAAUUGAUUUAAUUUAUUGUGUAUGUAUAAUUUAAUUGUUGAGUAUCAGGUGUAGUGCUGUAAACUAAAUGUAACUCAGUAGCAACAAUGGGAGGAAUUAGCUCGUAUAGUACAAAUAGUGAUGUGCAUUGAUCACUAGCUGCCCCUGCAAUUAACAGUGGGUUGGCAACACUGUGAUCGCUGCUCAGUGGCUAGCUGGCCAGUUAAUAGUACCUGUUAGUAGCGUACGCCUUGUUUCCCUAGUUCAGGACUCUGCGAAUUUGCCUUUUAAUGACGACAAAGUAUAAUUAAGAAACUGCACCAACAGAAUUCCAUUCUCUUCAGUAAUUAUGAAACCAGACUCUCUUGGCAGAGCAACCUAGAAAGAGUAGACACCCACAAAAUGCCAUCCACACUAGUUGCAGAAUCCUACUAGAAUACUAUCUGGUGGCUGUGGUGUGCGUUGAUGUAUGUUUAACUCCCUCAGUACUUAGAACAGGCUCCAUGAAUUUCCCUUGAAUCUUCAACAGCCUGUGUCAUCUGGUCAUAAGGUUACAGCUUUCCAAAGAUUAACCCCGAGAACUCCCUAACAAUAAUGACUGAUCGUUCACAUACUGCUUGCAUAUCUUUGUGAAGUGUAACUGUGAAACACUCGCUAUGCAAUAAGCAUCAUCCAACUACGGUUUGGCCCAGACAGAAUAUAUUCCGUACGUGCCUAGAGAGAGAGAGAGUAUGUGAUAGUGUUGUGAAGUCAUUAACUAUCAUGCUCAAAAUAUCUUCCAUGAAGCUGGUCAGUGGCUAAUGUACAGCAAAUGGUCUUUUUCAGUGAUUCGAAUGGUUCUUUCGCAAAGCAUUAUUGUUGCGCACUGAUUUGUCACCAUUGUUAGCCUAUCAGGAUGAUACGUCGGUUCACUGGACACUAUGCAGUACACUUUCUUACAAUUCAAGUCUGGAGGCAACGUUUCGUGCACCAAUGUAUUUACCUUCUUUGAAGCGUUGCCACCCUAGUGCGACACAGUUGGAGGACGCUCACUUUCAGUGACCAGACCGCCCCAAUAGCUGAAUGGUCAUAGCCACGCACGGGGGCCCGGGUUCGAUUCCCGGCUGUGGCCGGUGAUUUUCUCCCAUCAGGGACAGGGUGUUGCGAUGUCCUCAUCAUGAUUUCAUCCCCAUUGUCGUCUCACAAGUCGCCCAAUUUGGCGUCGCACUCAAUAAAACCUGCACUUACCGACUGGGAACUCACGGCCACUGACGCCGUACGCUCAUUUCCAUUUCAGUGACCACCUAGAGAUGCGUUACCACAUCUCUGUACUGGGGACUGCGUAGACGCGCUGCAUCACUAAAGACGCACUCUGUUGCAGCUUCCCUAACCUGGCGAAACAGGGCCGGGUAAAAACUUCGACUUCAAAAUGCUCGAUGUUGUUUUCAACACUGACACGUCAGUAUGUACGAGUUUGGCAUCAGCAUCGCCACUUCUGUGCCAUCCCUGCCCUGACACAACAGUGCUGUAGAGAAGCGUUAAACAACAAUGUGCAAAUCUAGAGGACCACAUGAAGGGGACAGCUACAGGCGUGUGUCACUUGGAGCAGUGAAGAAUCCCCUUAUACUCAUUUGAUUGUCUCUCAGCUCCCAAUACUGGCCGCAACUGUGCGAACCUUGUAGGCUGCAAUAAUGUCGAAAAUAGGAUGACUGCUGUGGAUUCCACGUGUGCAGAUAUUCUCACGUUCCUAAUGGAAACUUUCCAGCGCUUCCUUGGCGAAAACCUGUUGACCGAGAAUCUCACUUCAAAAGUUUGCUCUACGUGAAAAACUGCAAGCUGUUACCAUUAAUUUCCGCUGUAGCUAUAUACAAAACGUGCACGAAACAUUUUUCCAAGCACCCAAAUGCAGCACACGUCAGUUGCAGGUGAAAGGGGCGAUUGCAGGCCGAUGUUCGAGUCUCUUGUAUCCUCACCGUGGCACAUUAAAGGAAACAUGGUCAGAGCAUCACACAUUACAAAGUAGCAACAUUUGUGUGCUGGUUGUCCCAAAACUUUGCUCCCUCCUUAAGACGAUUUUCCAGUUACGAAUUAGAGAGAACAAGAAAAACGACUCUAAUUUGCCACAAUCAGAAGCAUCCCUAGUGUUUACUCUCUAGUAGGUUGCUCUGCCAAAGAAUUACUUUGCCUCUUUCCUCGAUUUUAAAUCCUCGGUACACGCAGUUGCGGCAAGCGAAACCUCCAGUUCCGUUGCAGUUUUUUUUCUUUUUUUGUGAAAGAGCACAGUUUUUCUAGCUAGACCCAAUUAAAUAUUGAUAAGUUUUCAACAAUAACCUAUUUCACAAAUAACACAUUUUGUGUCAAUUUAUAAUGACAAUCAUCAUUACUACUUGGGCGAACUUCACAGAGUCCUCCACGUCCGUUAAAAAUGAUUUUUUAGGUUUAGCUGAGAAAUGUUAAAAAUAGUACGAUGUAUUGAGUAUGCUCAAAUAUGUUUCACUUUGUUAGCGGGCGAGAAAAUUACAUCACAAAUGUGCUGUUUUUCGGCCCAAUUUGGAACUAAGUUUUGACAAGUAACUAACGGCAUACAAGGAUACAGUUAUAAGGGGUCAAAAACAUUAAAAAAUAAAUGUAGCUCUUUACGCCCCAAGAAUAUUUAGUGGGCAAUAGUUUUCUUAGAAAUAUACCACAUACUCAGAUAAGGUUAGCUCGGGUGCGUAGUUUUCCUUGAUGACACUUAAAUGGGAUUUGCAAACAAUUUAGACAUUAUCUAAAUGAAGUCAGCUCAAGCUUAUUAAAAUAUAGUGGUUGUUCGUUGCUGUGCUUGUUGAAAGUUAUAUCUCGUAUACGACAGACGUAGGUAAAAUAUAGGAAAAAUAGUAAUAUUAGAGUAUUGAAUUAGAAGAGAAAAUAGUCGUUCUUGUCAAUUUAGGAUGAUAAACGGCUGAGACUUUUACAGCUUAUUUGUAGUUUUUGAGCAAUUAGUUUAAGGUACUGGUAAUAAAUUCACACUGAAUACACAGAAUGUAUCUACCUGAAUAUUAGAUAGUAAGUUGUUUUGCGUUGUUUAGAACCUUUUCUCAGCUAUGUCUGUUUUCAUCGCAAUCUGAAGUUUAUGGCAAUGUCGUAGACAAUUUAUAAUGCAAAGUCUGACACUGGAAUUGUAUUUAAUCGUUUCACAUUUUAAUAAUGUCUCUGCAAAAGUUAUUUUAUAGGAUUAGUACGUUGGAUGAUUUGGAAUCGUGUUUCGUAUCGUGCAUGUGAUGUCUGACAGGACCUCCUCGGGUACCUAUAAUGCUGACAGUUUAUCAAUUCACCACAAAAAUUUGAAAAAGUUAGAGUUUAAAGUAGUAAAAUUCACACAUUUGCUGCAAGCACUUAAAUAGUUGUUAUGUUUAAACAAUCGUCUAGCUCAAAACAAAAAUUUAGAAAUAUUAGACCUACAUCAGCUAAGCUGCUGUUAGUCGGCGUAAGAAAUGACUUACUUUACACUUCCCGAAAAGUGUUCUGUGUUGAUAAAACGGCAUUAAAAAUUACCUGCUUUUCAGCUUACAAAAUCAAUACCGCAGGAGUAGCAAGCACAGUUCUUAUGUUGCAGAAUAAGAUGUACAAACUAAAAAAAUUAAAAAUAAAAACCAAAAAUUAUAGAAAGUAGACUACUGCCUCCAGGGGAUAAGGAUGAAAUUACGUGGGUUGUAUGAUUCACACACAGACCGUUGUUAAGUAUACAAACGUUGUUUGUUGAUUUCUUGCACUGACUGAAAAGCAUAUAUCACAUUAUUUCAAAUGAAACAAAAUAAGAGCUAUGUAAAUGAGGGAGGUUUCCUCGCCAUGGAAAAAAAUUGUUCGAAUCAGAGUUGUGUGCGACAUCAGUUAUCGUAUCCUCAUCAUAUAGCUGCACUGUGACAAUGACCGAUCCCACAUAAAGACGUCGCUACAACAAAAUCGUUCAGAAAGAUAAGCAUGCUACUUCUCGAACGACACACUGUGUACUAAAAUACCGAAAAUAACAACAGAAAAUCGACGCUUCUCGAAAAUUUUCAUGUAAUUUUACAUGAAGUGUGACUACUUCAGCUCUCGAAUUUUCACUUAGAAACUGAAAGACUCGGAUAUUCGACCAGCAGAAGACUGACAAAAGAGAAACUUCCUCUACGAACAUGUCAGCAGUUAACUGUUACGUCAUGGAGCCUAGAGCCGCCAUCUUGUCCUUCCCUGUGGCGCUGUCUUCAGAAUCAGAGCUGAUAGGUGUAGAGUGCUUAGUUUUCUACUUUUAGUGCUAAUCUCACUCGUAACUUGUAUACUUGUGGGUGCAUAUAUCAACAGUUUUUUUGGCAGACCGUGCCAUAAGGCUGAAUUAUUUAGUAUGUCGUAUGCUGUUUAGUGAGAGUAGAAUUGCCGAUUUGCUAACGAAGCUUAAAUACUCCAGUUUUAUGCACUUAGAACCACUGGUGGAUACAUCUCAGGAAAGUGUGUAGAUUUGUCUGUGUGUGCGUGUGUCUGUUAGUUACAUUUAUCUCAAUAAAUCAAGGCAGCUAUUGUAGUGUGUAGUGUAAGCAUCAGUGAAGUGAGAGACCACAUCCGUGUGAUUCUCGACAGUUCUGCAAACGACAUUAGCUCACUGAGAUGUUACCUGUAACACAAGUCGGCUAAGUUUAAGCUUUGUGACUAUUUAUCUUAUUGAUUACAAAAUGAUUUGAAUCUGAGCAAGAAUUCAGAUUUCUCGUUCAGAAGACAUCACCCCACUUUGUUGUUAUUGAAAGUGAAUUUGCAGCUUAACAAUGGUCUGUUACAGUCACUGCAUGUGACAUUGCCACAGCACAGGUUGUGAUACAAACAUCAUGAAAGAUUCAAGUGGAUUAUUUUAGUCUUGAAAAAUGUUAUGACAUAUUGCAACGUGUUGUAGCUUGUCAUGACAUAUUAGAACAUGUUGUGAGAUACUCCAAAAUGUUUGCAUGUGUUGUGAAAAACUGCAAAAUGUUGAGACGUGUUGUGAUAUGUUGAAACGGGCUGUGGCAUGUCGUGACAUCUUGCAACACAUGAGGUAAAAGUCACAGAGUAUGGUUCCAGUUCUGAUGUGUCAGGUAGCAGAUUCUAAACUAACUGAUAGUUUUCUGUAGCACAGCCGAGUGCUGUAUUUAUUGUUCACGCUGGUUCUGCUCUGCCCAGUGGAUCAGAAGUGAUGUUAACCUGGUCAACUGCAGCCACCAUUUCGCCACUGAUAUGCUGUUUGUUUUCGUGGAUAUAGUUAAAAAAUACAUCUGCUUUUCUGCAUUCAUUUGUACCAAAGGCAGAGAGUGUAUCAUCCAGAAAAUCUGCAAGAACUUUCAGUCCCAAUCUAUUUCCUAAGUAUGACGAAAAUAAUUCUUUUCGCCUGUUGUUUGUCCUUCUCAAAUUUUCAAUUUAUACUCAUGGUCACUUAAUAAACUACACUCAGUCAAGGGAUAUAUAUUUGUAUAUAUGUUUCUUUCCCUCUCUCUCUCUCUCUCACUCUCUCUCACACACACACACAAACUCUGUGUGUGUGUGUGUGUGUGUGUGUGUGUGUGUGGGCAUGUGUGUGUGUGUGUGUGUGUGUGUGUGUGUGUGUGUGUGUGUGUGUGUCUGCUGACAUGAUAAAAUGUGUCCAUGACGAUGGCAAACAUUUUCGACUUAUUUACAACUGCACAACAAAAAUUAUUUCAGAAAAACAAACUAACGAUGUUAUCUGAGUUCACAUUAACUACAAGUUGCAUAAUCGCAAAGAAAGAUCGACACAAUUUUUUUUUCCGCCAAACGUUUUAUCAGUUAGAGAACAACUUUUUAGAGUUCUAUCUGUAACAUUUGCUAGAUACCCAAAUAUCAGACACUUGAAGCUCUCUAUUAAUAGUGGAUGCUGGGCACUCAAAUUUCAUGAAUGAAUGACAAUACUCCACCAAAGAACAAGUGCGGUUGGAAGUAUAAUGGCCACGAGAUCUCGUUGCUGUCAGCAGUAAUGUCCUUAUGACUGUUUACUUCACGAAGAGUAUGUUUGUUUGAUGAAUGUAUAACACAUUUGAGACAUUGUCUACUGAAAUCACAUGUGUGCUAGACCAACACUGUAGUGUAGAGUGUACCCAGCUGUCACAUCAUCGCUAAUAUAAACAGCAUACCUGAUUGUGUAACGUCUUCCCCGCCCAGGAAUCAAAUUUCCAUUGAUUUCCUAGUGGUUGGGUCUACAGGUGUAGUGAACGUUUUGAAGGUUAAAGCCACUUUUACCACCUUUGGUAGUUUAAAACAUCUGAAGUUUAUGUUCCCCUAUUUCACCGUUCACUUGUACACUACCAUCUGACUCUGAUGCAUGGCGGAUGUCAUGAUUAACUCCAAAAACUGCUGAUAAAAUUUCUUUAUUUAGCAACCAUCUUCGGCCCACGCACUAUCAUCAUAUUCACGAAAACAUUUACAUCGACGUAGUAAGCGGAGUAGAAUCAUUGGCAUCAGGUAAUAACAUCCACUAAUUCGUGCUGUCGUUGUACAGUAAUAUGAAUUACAUCGUCAGUAAUACACCGCGUGAGACAGUGUACUCAUUCGUGCUACAUCAAGAGUUAGCAUUAACGCUAGGAAAAGAGGCAUUAUGACAUACUGUCAAUUGCUGAUGUAGCAUAAAUGAGUGCACUGUUUGACAAAGUUAAUAAUUGACGGUGUAAUUUGUAUUAAUAUGUGGCAACAGUCACGAAUUCAUGGAUUUUAUUGUCUGACGCCAAUUAUUUUAUAUCGCCUGAUAUGCUACUGCGAACUUGAUAAUAGUCUGUGGAUCGAAGCUGGUUGUUAAAUAAAGAAGGUUUAUCAUCAGCUCUUGAUGGGAAUCUUGACGUUCCUGAAAUAUUUUCGAUCUGUAGAGUACCAUCUUCUGAAAAUAUACUGUUCAGUGACCAAUAUCAAGUCGUUUAAAUACUCAGAGCCUCACCUACUCUUCACAGCCAUUGAGAUAACACGUGUGUGGCUGUGCAGUAUUUUGGUAUUUGAAGUCUUUGACAAUGACCUUGCACGGAAAGUACCUGACACUGUACAAGUGAUAAUGAAAUAAAAAAGUUUUUAAACAGCCUAAGGUGGUAAAAUGGUUUUGACAUAAGCAAUCUGUUUUCAGUAUACCUUCUGCUCUAUAUUACUACAGAACAGUUUCGUAUCCUGUGUUUGAGGAAACUACCAUACAUGAGGUGCAGAGUGAAUAUCUCAUUCUGGAAACAUCCCCCAGGCUGUGACUAACCCAUGUCUCUGCAAUAUCCUUUCUUCCAGGAGUGAUAGUUCUGCGAGACUCGCACAAGAACUUUUGUGAAGUGUGGAAUGUAGGAGACGAGGUACUGGCAGAAUAGAAACUGUGAGGAGAACUUCUGAGUCGCGCACGGGUAGCUCAGUUGGUAUAGCACUUGCCAGCAAAAGGCAGAGGUCCCGAGUUCGAGUCUCGGUCCGAUACACAGUUUUAAUCUGCCAAGGAGUUUCAUAUCAGCUCACACCCCGCUGCAGAGUAAAUAUCUUAUUCUGAAUAACUUACUUCAACUGGAACACUUGCUAUAAAACAACAAAAAGUAAAAGUUUACUAACCAUGUGCAUGUGAACGUUCGUUUCUGUGUGUGUGUGUGUGUGUGUGUGUAUGUUUACUCUAAUCAGAGAUCGUGUAUGUUCUUCUUUCCUGGUGGCUGCAGUUUUACAGCUAAUAGUACCCUCCUUCCAUCCACAAUUUUGCUGAGUUCACUUCUUGAUCCAAAUGUGUAGAGUAGGUGGCUGUUGAACAUUUAGAAGUAGUCUGUAGGAUUUAUAGUAUUUAGCAGUCCACUGCAAGCUGAUGUGCAUGUGGCCUCCAGAGGUAGAUUAUUGCUCCUGGAAGUGAUGAUAGUUGCUAGUUGUGUAUAUAAGUAGGUUAGCUAGAAGGGCCAUUUAUAUUCUCAUUCCCCGCCCACGCUCGUUUCUUCCAGGGAGCGUCGAUACAGCAGACUUUUCUCAUCUUCAUGAGCUUGUCGGUUGUUGCUUUCCACAUAAAUGACAAUUGUAGCUACACUACAUUCUAUAUUGAUACUAUUAUGCUUUAAAUUCCUUACAAACACAUUAACACGCCUGCAGUGUAGGUCCAGUUCACUAUAUGAGGGGUGCAACUGUCGAUGCUGAAAACACACAUUGAUCUCCAGUAACUUUACUACUCCUACCUGUCCCCUCCAACAUCCGUUAUGUCUGAUCAUCUUAGCCAGUGGCCACCCACUGUACCAACCACAGCAAAUCACUUCUGCUGCCUGCCUCCAUACCCAUCAGAAACUCAGCCUCCUUAAACCAAUACACCUCUCACAUCGAAACCGCUACCCCCCUCCCCCCUUCCCCACAAAAAGAAAAAAAAAAAAAUACGAGCUAGCGCUUUUCACUGUCUGAUCACCUCAAAGACAGAGCGAUCAUUUAUUUUAUUUGUUCUUCUUAUGACAGACAUGAACCCAAAGUGAAUUUACACUUUCAGACAUUUUCACUACAGUAAUACAAACCCUUCUCUUUAAUCUUGAUACUCUUCAUGCUCUGAAAGACGUGAAUUGUGCAGUGUGUACUGUAAUUUUGUUAUCAUUUGGAAUUUCAUUAACCAAGUCUGCCUCUUAGCACUAUUGUUAAGUGUGUACCUUGGCUGUCAUACUCUUUCAUGCAGUGGCACUAUUUUGGACAGUUAAUUAUUCUAAUUAGAACUUCUAGAACCACAAAAAUUGUAUUGUAUUAUUAGGGUUAAAAUUGUUGAAACUCAAACUUUCGAAAACGCUGAUCGACAGAAAUAGUGGGAACACGUGGACCAAUAUUAUUCUGUGGUCUAGGAUUGCUGUAAUCUGUGACUGGAUAUGCCCAAGUGCAUCAAAUGGACAGUGAACAGAAAACAGCCCCUCACCCCCCAUAAUCACCCAGUGCCCUCCUUCCCAAGCCUAAACGGUAACUACAGGCCAGAUUGUGAAUGGAGGUAGUCCACAGCACCGCCACAUCACUUUCAAGACAAAUUCUCUAAUUUUGGGCUCCAUGGGAACGCUCCAUCCUUAGUUCAUGAGUUCACUUCCACAAUGAUUACCGCCACCAUUAGUUAUAUUUGGUGAGGCACACCCAAAUGGGAGGUACACAUUGGUCCCGAUAGGUUACCAACUCCUGAUGAUGAAGAUAAUGAUUAUCUUCGAAACGCCGAGUUUUAACUUAAUCACUAAGCGACAGUAAUACCGAGAUUAUGUGAUAAAUGGAGGCUGCCACUAUAAACUCCAAGGCUAUUGAUCCUCCAGCCCCCAUUUCCCGGCUAUGUCCUCUUUCUCAUCAUCAUUUGUCUUUUUGCCCCUAUGUAUGUUACAGAUAUGGAGAAGCUAACUGACAUAUCGGCUGCCAAUUCAAAUUUUUCGUUUGUGUGAUGAUAUCGUUCAUUAGAUACAAGGCAAUAUUAUCGCACGGACGAAAUCCUCAUAGGUUAUCAGCCCCAUGACAGCCUCCUCCUGAUGUGUCAAUCUUACUAUUCCUUGGUGAUUUUCCAGAAGGAUCUCAUUAGUGAUGAAAUUAAUUUCAUGAGAAAAGUAUGCCAAAAAAGCCUAAUAGUGCACCACAAACACUAACCCAAAGUGACUGUACACAUUGAUUUAGAACAUCACCUGUAGCUAUUUUUUAAUAUGCUGACGUCCCUCUUGCCGACACUGUCCACCCUGACAUGACUUAUCAUGCCACCAUUCCACCAAUCUAAUACAAAGUAAAUUUUGAAGUGUUUUAGUCUGGUUAGUGACUGCCAUCUUGUCCUCCACAUACAUCAGUAAAUACUGCUCCGAGCAGAACCUUACAGGCUGUAUAUUACCGGAAGCGCGUCUCAACUCUGUCCUGCAGGCAAGCACUCGAAUCUCGAUCUUACGGCUGAGUGGUUCCUGUGAGUCUUGCCACAUGGAUUCAUAGACAUCAUGUGGUCGCAUAUCAUUCUGCUGUGGCCAGACAAUCUCAUAUCGCUGAGAUGGACUUUGAGACUAAUUAAAUCACAUGCCACGUGGAAAACGACCUCCAAGAUAGUCUCAUUACGGUGACCAGGCCAUCAUCAUUAAGUUCUGAUCACCACUGGUACAAGUUGCGCCAGGAUAUGAAUAUGCUACACACAAUAUUUCAAAUGUGCAGCACAUUUCGAUUGGCUUCCAACAAUCUGUUCACUCCAGUCAGAGCUGAUCAAAGUAACAAGUCAAACAUCCUGUAUACCUUACAUCGGUAUAGAAUUUUGACUCAGUCCAAUCAUGACCGGCUGGACUUGUUCCAAUAGAUCCUCACAUGCACAUCGUCUCCCAAAUGGCUUCAGACCCACAACCGCCCAUAUAAAAAAAAAAAAAACUGGUCCACCAGCGCUGAGGUGACAUACAGGUCCUGAUUGGCACACUGCAUCCCAAGUUUCUUCGACUCUUCUACCCAUUUCCUCUAUGAUUGGCUCAAGUUGUACUAGGUUCUCUUCCCACCACACACUGAUUUGUAAGAUCUGCACCUCACCCUGAUCCCGAUUGGCAGUCGAAUGCCUUUUUGGGAAGAUGUCGACAGUUGGGCACUUCAUCCCAAACCUCUUCGGGUCUUUAGCUAACUCCAUUAAUGACUGCACCACGGUUUCCUCAAAUGAUUAUUGUUCAAAAAUGGCUACAGAUCCGUAACUCACCCUGAUCACAAUAGACGCAAGUAUACAGUUCCUCGCUUGCGCGCUUUACACGAAAGUCUUUGUUCCACCGACUCACUCCAUUCACAACUGGCUCGAGUCGUAACAGAAAACUCUCCAGUUGCACACAGUGCACCCCAAAUGGCGUCUGCUCUGCGACACAGCCUGAGCACGACUUACCAAAUCCAUAGCAGUACGCGAAAUACUACAGACAAAUCCUCACGAGCACACUUGACCACAAAUGGCUCCAGCAGCAGCUCAGUCGGCACUGGUGCGGGACUACCAUGCUGGGGGAGGUGCUGCGAACCCCAAGCUGGGACCAGCUGACUAGAACUGCCUCGUAUCGACCCGGUCCUUCUCCAGCACAGUAGUCUAGCUCUACGCAGCUGGGCAGUUGCUUUGCUGACUGUUUCACUUCUGCAUUUCACAGCUGGGCGACCUUCCAUGACUCGCUCCCGCCCUGUCCCAAUGUGGACAUUAUUUUAAAGUAGAAUGUAGCAAUUUUUUUAAGCGAACAGCGUUUGUGGGAAUACAGCCCAACACGAAUUGCUGUUUUACACUCCAUAUGACAGUACCUGAAGCAGAAUCGAACCAGAGAUGCGAGUGGAGACACUACUUUUUUUUACGACAGCAUCGCACAAACCUAUUCUUCCUGCUGGAUCGGACACUACUGGGCUAGUGGCAUAGUUACUGCAGGUGUCGGCGAGAUUGUAAGUGUCAGUAGGAGGCAGUCCCUCUAGAUUAUUUUGCUGAUCUCCCUACUGCUUUAACAGCAACCAAACGCCCAGCGAUAGAGAACUUAUCGUGUCUCUAUAUCAGACUCUCUAGACUUUUGUGAAUUCACUCUGUUCAGAUCUAUUAGCCAUUUGCUAUGCAUUAGCCAUUUGCUAUUUCCCAUUGCUCUGCUACAGCUUUUUUCGCCCUCUUCACUCACUAACUUCUCCUCCAGCGUUCCAGUCCUUCACCCUCGAUACUUUACAUUUUAAUAAACACUUUUGAUACCAGCCAAAAGGCGUCAAUUUUAUUUUAACGAGAGAUGUGUUUCAAAGCACUGUUUAUCAUCAUUUUACGUGUAAGUGGCCCCUUUCGUGAUGUGUGUAUUUUUACAGCAACAGUGAUCACAACUAACAGAAGUUGCUCAAAAGUUGAGGAGCAAGCGUAGGAAACCCUGAAAAUCGUGGAAGUAAAACUUUUUUUAGUGUACUCUCUUAUUUCGGCCCAGAUUAUUAUUAUUAUUAUUAAUAUUAUUAUUUGUUCUGAAUAUAUCUGAAAAUAAAACUGGCUUACACUCAAUUACAUCAAUGUAUAACUUUCUGCACUACAGAAAUUUUGGAAUUUCCGUGUUGUCCUAUAUUUCACAUCUUAAGUUUUCCAGUCACCUUCUUCUCAAACGCACCGGCGUUUCUCAACUAUGUGCGGCAACGAGAUAGCAUUAGAAAUAAACACCGACCGUCAAAGUUUCAUCCACUAGUAAAUAAAAUUUAUAGUUUUUGAUACCAUUUUGAUCUGUCUUAAAAUUAAUUAUCUCAUACCUUGAUACUAGAUAUGGAACAAAGCCUCUUGAAGACAAGGAGGGAAGAGACGUUUCCUCUCAGAUGUAUCUCUCUCUCUCCCCCCCCCCCCCCCCCCUUACCACCACCACCACUCUCUGUCUUUAGCUACUUGCAUCAUCACUUUAAUUCCGCAAAAUUUCCUUUCCCACUAUCUGUCCACUCAUGGACAUAACAUUCAUUGGUAAAUGUCCUUUCCAGUGGCGUCUACUUUGCUGCAAUUUUGCUAACGUAGACAGAAAGCAGCUCAGUGGCGCCAACUGCUAAAAACCGCCGAGGGGUGUGUUGUAGCACGAUUUGAGCACUAACGCUUAACGAAAAAGAGGUCGCCUUGAAUUGAUUGUGUUCCGGUUUCGAGGUCCAAAUUCUGUCUCCGCUGAGGCAUCUCUCGUGAAAUCCGGUGAAGUGGGCGCAAGAAGCACCGCUUCUUCGCACUUUGUACAACCGCGUAGGAACCAGUCAGGGCAGGCUAUUGUAGCAUAUUUUGUAAAUAGCAGGAAGCUCCGUCAGAGCUAACUGUAGGUCAAAUUGUACAUUGUUACAAGAAAUAAAUGAGGUUUUUACUUUGUAGUCUACAAAAUUCCCUAGUUGCACUGAGAAGGUGCGCCGCUUACAAAAGUCGGAGUAGAUUUUAGCACACUUAUUUCUUCAUUGCAUGAAGUUUCGGGAUUGCAGCUGGAAAACGUCGACUUGUUGCCACUAUAUUUCGGCUGACAACCAUUUAUGCAGCUCCAGUGUUCACCAGAGGAUGGCCAAAUGGUUGCCAGCAGAAAUGUUGUAACACCGGCAUCAUCCACCUGAAAUCACGAAACUCCAUGGGAUGCUGUUUACACGUUGUAAAUUUCGAGACUGUCAUAAGAAAUUCAUCUAACUUAGUACUGACAAUGAAGUGUGUAUCGUGGGUGUUAUGCAAAAACAAUGCCAAUGACAAAAAUUAUUUUUGGGAGUAAUGUUCCAUAUGUAGUCAGCUUAUUAGAAGGAACCGGUGAAGAUAGGCUUCGUAGCAUAUUUAGUAGGAAGCUCAAUCAGAGCUCACUGGUAGACUAAGCUGUACAUUAUGGCAAAAUUUAUAUAAGGUUUUUAUUCUGUAGCCUACGAAAACGUUACAGAUUCAAGUAGUUAAUUCGUGCUGUGAGAUGAUGUAAUAUUUUUAGAAGUGAGAGUAGAUUCUAACUAACUUAGUACGCCAUUCUAUGAUGUUUCGGGAUUACAGCCAAUACUGUUCACACUCCGAAAUGUUCAAGACUCGUUCAACGGGUUCAUGUAACAUAAUAUUGAUAAUGAAGAGUGUAUCGUCGGUGUGACACACAUACUCUUCUAAUGGCUUAAAAUUUGUUUUUUCGUAACGGUGUUCCCUACGUAGUCAGCUUAUUAGAAGAAACCAAUCAAGGCACCCUUCGUAGCAUAUUUAGCAAAAUGUAGGAUGCUCUGUCAGAGAUCACUGGUAGGCCAAACUGUACAUUAUGACAAGAGCUACAUCAGGUUUUUACUUUCUAGUCUACUAAAGGAUUACAGCUUUAUGUAGUGUAUUCGAGCACUGAAAUGAUGUGGCACUUUCAGAAGUCAAAAUAGAUUUUAGCUAACUUAGUGCUUCAUUCCGGGAUGUUUCAGGAGUGCAGUCAGGUAACAUCGACUUCACGACACGGUAUUUCGGGUGACAAACAUUCAGCCAUCUUCGGGUGGGUGUUUUGCCAGUGGUGAAUGGUUGCCAAACGAAAUAUCGUGGAAAGAGUCUACUUCAUCCACCUGCAUUCUAGAAACGUCAUAGAAUACUCUUUAGGUCACGAAAAUUUCAAGAUGUACAUAUGGGUUUCAUGUAAAUUAGUACUGGGAAUUAAACAUAUAUCGUGGGUGUGAUAUGUGUGCACUUCUAACGGAUGAAAUUUUCUUUUUUGGGAGCACUGUUCCAAAUGUUGUCAGCUUAUUAGGAGGAAAUUACCGAAUGCGUGUAUCAUAUCGUGUUUAGUAAACUGUAGAAAGCUCUAUCAAAACUAUGGUAGGGUAAGCUGAACUUAAGACAUAAGCUGCGUGAGAUGUUUACUUUAUGGUAUACGAAAAAAGUUACAUUUCUACUUAGCGAAUGCGAGCACUAAUAUAAUGUGUGACUUUUAGAAGUCGGAACAAACAAACUUGGUGCUUCAUUUCAUGAUGUUUCUGGAUUUCAGCCGGAUAAAGUCGACUUCUUGCCACGAUGUUUCGGCGGACAUCUGAUCAGCUAUCUUCAGCUGUGUCGUUUGGCAACACUCACCUGAAGAUGGCUGAAUGGUUGCCGGCUGAAACAUUAUGGCAAGAAGUCGACAUCAUCCUCCUGCAGUUCCAAAGGGUCACGGAAUACUCUUUUCACCAUGAAAAUUUAAAGAGUCUCAUAAGUAUUUCGUGUAACAUAGUACUCAAAAUGAAAUGAGUAUGUAUAUUUGUAAUGGCUUAAAAGUUAUUUUUUUUGGAGUAGUGUUCCAUACGUAGUCAGCUUAUUAGGAGAAGCAGACCACGAUAGGCUUCGUAGCAUAUUUAGUAAAGUAUAGGAAGUUCUAUCCGCCUGCAAUCCAAACACUUCAAGGAAUUUUCAUUACGCUAGGAAAAUUUCAACGUGGAAAUAUGGGGUUCAUGUAAUUUAGUACUGGGAGUGAACUGUGUAUCGUGUGUAUCAUACACGUUCACUUCUAAUAGCUUUUUUGAUGUAGUGCUCCUUGUGUAGCAGCUUAUUAGAAGGAACCGAUAAAGGUAUUGUUCGUAGCGUAUUUAGUAACAUAUAGGAAGCUGUAUAAGAGCUGCUUGGUAGGCUGACAAGAGCUAUAUAAGGUUUUUACUUUGUAGUGUACAAAAACGUUAUAGAUUUACGUAGUGAAUUCGAGCACUGGGAUAGUGUGAAGUUGUCGUAAACUGCAGCAAACUUAGUGCUUUAUUUCAUGAUGUUUCAGGAUUGCAUCCAGCUUACGUCGAUGUCUUGCUACGAUAUUCCAGCUGACAUCCAUUCAGCCAUUCUCAGGUGAGUGUUUAUGUCGACAUGUUUAUGUCGACACUGAUCUCAAGAUGGCUGAAUGAUUGUCAACCAAAAUAUCGUGGUAAGAAAUGGACGUAAUUUUCCUGUAAUCACAAAACUUCAUGCAGUGAAAAUUUCAACAGUCUAACAAGCGUUUCAUGUGAGAUAUUAUUGAGAAUGAAGGGUGUGUCGUCUGUAUAAUAGACAUACACUUCUAAUGGCUUGAAAAUAAUUUUUUUGGUAGCAGUGUUGCAUACGUAGUCAGCUUAUUAGAAGGAACCGAUCAAGGCAGCUUCGUAGCAAAUUUAGUAAAAUUUUGGGAGCUCUGUCACAGGUAACUUCUAGGCUAAGCAGUACAUUAUGACAUUAUGACAAGAGCUACAUAAAGCUUUUAGUUUAUAGUCUGAUAAUAGGUUACAGGUUUACGUAGUGAAUUCGAACAUGUAGAUGGUGUGACACUGUUAGAAGUCGCAGUAGAUUUAAGCAAACUUAGUGCUUCAUUCCAUGAAGUUUCGGUAUUGCAGCUGGAUAAUAUAGACUUCCGGCCAUGACGUUUCGGCUGACAACCAGUCAGCCAUCUUCAGGUGAAUGUUUUGUCAACACUGAUCUGAAGACGGCUCAAUGGUUGUCGAUCGAGGUAUUGUGACAUCGGUGUCAUCCAUCUGCGAUCCCGAAACUUCUUGGAAAUUUCAUUACGCCAGCAAAAUUUCAAACUGGAGUCAUAGAUUUCAUGUAUAUAGUAGUGAGAGUAAAAUAUAUAUCGUGGGUGCGAUAGUGGCUUAAGAUUAUUUUUUUCAGGAGUAGUGUUCCAUAUGUAGUCAGUUUAUUAGAAGUAUGUAUUAUAUGUAUUGUAUGAUAAUAAAUACCAUUUAACGUAUUUGUAGACGUUAGGUGCAGAAUUCUUGACAUGCUUAGACAGAUUCACAACGUAAUUUUUCAGUUUUAGUUCUUCAACGAAAAGUGCUGUUAAAAGCCUUUAUGGAGGUUGUUCACUGAUGACGUAUCUUUGUAGCAGAAGCUUAGAAAUUGCUCAAUUAGGACGUAGUUUUUGUUGGUGGCCUAUGUAAACAAACUGGCAGCGCACCUCUUGCGACUGCACGACUGUGUCAGUUACCCAGCUAUGGACCAAAGCACCCGAGAAAAUGGGGCGCGUUUCUGCUCCAGUGCUGAAGCGCUUGGUAGCAUUCGGCGGCAGCGCCACAUGGGUACAAGGACGGCAAGAUGGCGGCUACGUGGGGGCCAACGUGUGCCAGGCAGUUUCCUCGCCUUAAUCUAAGUCUGUCUGUACUGAAACGCUGUGCUCAUACAUCUACACAAAAUUUAUGUACAGUAACAUUACCGCGUACUACACUGUUUGUGAGGCAUCACGGAUCGGUUGACAAAAACUCGUUUCAAACUUCUUGUGAGUUAAUUUUACAACAGCAACGUGACUGUAAUCGUGGCCAAGGUGUGGCUGAAAGAGCAUUCUAAAUAACAUGGGUUGGAGUAUUUCAGCAUUUUUUUUUAUUAUUAUUUUACAUGCACCAACAAAUAUACUUGCUGUGGUUACUGUUGCGAAAAAUUACAUCUGUAGUUACAAAGGUAAUUUGACAGUUACAGUUAAUACCAAAAGAUAGGAAUUGAUUUCUAAAUACCUAAACUAAUCUUAACCUUCCUUAUAUCAGUUAUUAAUGCCUGGCUAAGAGUCUCUGUACUUAUAAAUAAUUUUCACCCUUUUUAUACCAAUAAAUAUUGUUUAAGUUGCUGUAGAUUCAAGACUGCGCUGUAAACAUAGCUGUCCUGAUACUGGCGCGUAAUACCAAAGAAAAAUAAUACUUUCUGCGAUGCAUAUCGAGCUCUGUCGCAGGGACAUCUGCAAAGUAAACACCAUAGCUAUAUCCACGGACAACAAUAGCCAAUUAAGUUCCUCAGUUCUGCAGUAAUAACUACAUCAGCAUUACAAGAAGAAGUUAGGGUAAUUUCUGGAAGCCGGAAACACUUUUCUUGGGAGAUGUCCCUGUUCUUAUCAGCAUUCGCACCUAACACUUACACUGUGGAUUCUAACGAUGUGACUGAGAUAAAAAAAAAGAAAAAGUGUCAUUUGUUUGUUUUGUUUUGUUGCUUUACACACACACACAC